AAAAGUGAAAAAAUGACUGGUCGUGGUAAAGGUGGCAAAGGCUUGGGAAAAGGUGGCGCUAAACGUCAUCGUAAAGUGUUGCGUGAUAACAUCCAAGGUAUCACCAAGCCUGCAAUCAGACGUUUGGCUCGUCGUGGCGGUGUAAAGCGUAUCUCUGGAUUGAUUUACGAAGAAACCCGUGGUGUCCUGAAGGUGUUUUUGGAAAACGUUAUUCGUGAUGCUGUCACCUACACUGAACACGCUAAGCGUAAAACCGUCACCGCUAUGGAUGUCGUCUACGCUUUGAAGAGACAAGGCCGCACUUUGUACGGUUUCGGCGGUUAAACAUUAUCUUGACGCUAUUUUGGAGAAAAUUUUAAAAACUUUAAAACUAAAACAAUCGGUCCUUUUCA
This is a messenger RNA of Stomoxys calcitrans (stable fly), 392 nucleotides long. Its product is annotated as histone H4. Gene Ontology annotation, biological process: nucleosome assembly. Gene Ontology annotation, molecular function: protein heterodimerization activity; structural constituent of chromatin; DNA binding. NCBI's taxonomy places the organism in Eukaryota, Metazoa, Arthropoda, Insecta, Diptera, Muscidae. Gene Ontology annotation, cellular component: nucleosome. The coding region runs from base 13 to 324 and encodes 103 amino acids. The record is from RefSeq and is a predicted model, not a curated record. The transcript has a single exon.